This is a messenger RNA of Gadus chalcogrammus (walleye pollock), 8644 nucleotides long. Its product is annotated as tensin-3-like. The coding region runs from base 1964 to 6424 and encodes 1486 amino acids. The record is from RefSeq and is a predicted model, not a curated record. Gene Ontology annotation, biological process: dephosphorylation. The transcript is spliced from 27 exons. Gene Ontology annotation, molecular function: protein binding; phosphatase activity. NCBI's taxonomy places the organism in Eukaryota, Metazoa, Chordata, Actinopteri, Gadiformes, Gadidae.
CACUCUGGAACUCAUUCCAAUAUGACCUUGGGAUAGAAAAGGGGCUAAUUAGGGAGCAUUUAGGGAGAGAUGGCGGGUGUGUAGUGUGUGCCCAUUCACUCCGUGGCUGGUGUUCACUCUUAUUCUUUAUGUCCUUUUUAAAAUAUCUCAUGAAAACAAGCCACUCUGCAACUAUACGUUCCACUGCCAGGAUGACUAAAUAAACAGACUAAAUAUACGCCCGGGCCUUCCGCGGCAACAGGUUCUAUGGUUUGUUGAUUUCCUGUUCCUCGAUGUCCAAAGUGCUGUCGGAGACACAAAAGACCGCCGCAUGAAAUGCAUAAAACCCCAUGACAGGAAACGGAGGGGCCCACGUCUGUGGCCGGGGCCUCCGUUCGACCAGGCCUGUCCGCAGGUUCACCAUCGCCAUGGCGGUGUAAUCUCGGAACUCGCAGGACGUGCUCCUUAACAUUCAUCCCGAGCGUGGCGCGGGGGGGGCGCCCUGACGUGGUUCAGAGCGGCGGGAGCUGAUUGUUAUCAGGACAUCGGCGGGUCGUCUGAGCCGAGGGCCCCGUGGCUUUGUGCAUCGGAGGCUAAAGCCACGUCUUGGAAGCUCUGCUGAACCGCAGUUCGGAGAAUGUUAUCAUCAGCGUUGUCGAAACCGCAGAGGACAGAACGGUGUACGUCGGAGGUACGGUGCGCGGUCUCUCCGAGCUCUUUCUGAUCGCCUGACGCGGAGCGGUAGGGUGAAACAUGGUUUUGGCGUUUCACGGGUUCCCUGCAAAAACAUUCCAGUGAACCAGCCUCCCUUGCACAUGUACACACGCACACUCCCCCCAAACCCAACCACCCUCUCCCCCUCACUCCCUUCCUUCAGAAAAAAAAAAAACUGCCAGCCAGACUUCCUAAAGCAUUUAUGGCCUUCUAGGUGUUAUUCUGGGGUUGGAGGACAAACGGCUCUGGGAGAUCGUGAAUCUGCCUGGUGGCUUAAGCAGAGCUCAGGCUCUCCCAUGGAGAGAGAGAGGGGAGACUCUGGGGAGCUGCUGCUGGCAGAUGCUUCCCUCUCACACCUCCUGGAGCACAGGUCUAGCCUGCUCGCUUGUCUGGGUGGGCCCUGCACACACGUAACGGCCCCUUUUGACCCCCAGCGCUACCACAACAGGUUAUGGAACAAUACAGGCUGCCCCAGGGGGAAUGUUCCUUUGACGCUCCAAAUCCAGUUGGGAUUGCCGCUUAUUUUUCUUUCAUAUACUUUACAAUGGCAUAAUAAUAGUAGGCAUAAUGAUAGUCAUCUAGGAAAUAAUUGAUCAUUGAAUCGUAUUUCUGGAUAUUAUGAUGUAUAUAUUAUGAUCCUUGUGGUAGCGCAGACUGCCACGAGGAUUACAAAAUAAGUUUUCAAAGAUAAUGUAAAGGAAAAUGCAGAAAUGGCCGAAGUUCACUUGACUUUAUUGAAACUUGGUUCUAAUGGAUACCUUUGUAAACUAUCUAUAACUGUGAUAUAACUGUUAUAGUUAAGGUAUUUCAUAUCAGCAUUCCCCCCCUCGUUGACAAAAUGUGACCCAUUUUCGUCUUUCCUUUCUCUAUAAAUUUGAAGAUUCACUUCUACCACUAAAAAAAACCAAAACAACAAAGUGGAUGAACAGACGACCCACCCACACGCAUGGAAGAGUCGGAUGGAAAACCAUCAUAAGGGGAAGCCAUGGCAGACGUGUAGCAACCGGUUCGAAUAACACGUAAACAAAGCUAAUUCAACGAAUUCAUUCACCGUCCCAAUUCCCCGAGUUCUAUCACUGGAGACAAGCAUGCGAGCCUUCUGCCAGCGAUUGUCACCACGGACGGCUCCCCCCAAAAAAAAGAGUGAAAACAAGUAUGAGGUCACCGUUCACAUGACUGAACCCAGCGCUCACAGAAUGACCGGGGCCAUUCAUUUUUGUGUUGUUGUGUGUGGGUGACGCUAAAUGGCGGAACGGUGCUCAUCGCUGCUAUGAAACGUCACGAGUUCAGAAUGGAGGAGGGAUACGAGCUGGACCUGACCUACAUCACGGAGCGUAUCAUCGCCGUGUCCUUCCCCCGGGCCUGCUCGGAGGAGAUCUACGCACACAACCUGAAGGAUGUGACGCGCAUGCUGAGGUCCAAGCACGCCGACAACUACCUGACUAUCAACCUGUCAGAGAGAAGAGCCGACCUGUCCAGAAUUAACUCGAAGACUCUGGACACGGGCUGGCCUGACUUGCACGCUCCGCCUCUGGAUAAGAUUUGCACCAUCUGCAAGGCCAUGGAGGGGUGGCUGAAUACUGACCCACUGCACGUAGUGGUAAUCCACUGUAGGGGCGGCAAGGGACGGAUUGGAGUGGUUAUUUCAUCGUUUAUCCACUUCACCGACAUAUCCGCCAGCGCCGACCAGGCCCUGGACCGCUUCGCCAUGAGGAAGUACUACGACGACAAGGUGUCCGCUCUGAUGACCCCCUCCCAGAAACGGUACGUGUGGAUCCUCAACAGCCUCCUGAGCGGGUCGAUGAAGAUCAACGCCUCGCCGCUCUUCCUCCAUUGCAUCAUUCUUCACGGCCUCCCAAACUUUGACGCCAGCGGAGUGUGCCGUCCCUACCUGAAGGUGUACCAGGGAAUGCAAGCUGUCUACUCUUCAGGGGUCUAUCACAUCGGACCGGGCCACAGGGACAGGCUGUGCAUUCCCCUGGAACCAGCACAGCUGCUGAAGGGAGACAUCAUGAUCAAAUGCUACCACAAGAGCGACGUGACGUCGGAGCGCGAGGUGGUCUUCCGCCUGCAGUUCCACACGGGAGCAGUGCAGGGCUACAGCUUGUCCUUUGACAAGGAAGACAUGGAGGCCGCCAACAAGGAUCCCAGAUUUCCGGAUUACGGCCGAGUGGAGCUGGUGUUCACAGAGGGCCCGGAGAGGAUCCCAGAUGCCGAUCGUUGGCACAACGGUGCCGAUGUCAUGGUGGACUACAACACCGCCGACCCUAUCCUGCGCUGGGACUCGUACCAGGACAUCUGUGACGGAGAAGUGCCGCGUUCUCAGGGCUUAGGCCAGGACAGAGCAGCGCCCAAGAAGAGCCCCGUCGCCGCGGGGGCCACGCUGGGCCGAGGGGCCCGCACCACCUCCGCCGCCUCCAGCCCCGACCACAGCGACCACGCCCUCUCCGCCAGCAGCGACUCGGGCCUCUCCAGCACCUCCCUGUGGACGGACAGACCCGCAACCGUCGCCAACAGCACCAGCACCGUCACCACCCCCACCCCCGCCGCCAGCAGCGCCCUGAUCACCACAGCCCCCAAGCAGCCCGGCCAGGGGCCCAGCCGGCACGAGAAGGCCGAGCUCAACCGCCUGCUGAGCGGCUUCGGCCUGGAGGAACCCUCCCUGGAGGAGAUGGACGACCGCGGGCCCAGGGCGGCCGUGCUGCAGCAGAGGCUGCACCCCCACCCGCCGGCGCAGCAGCGACCGCCCCCCGCCCACCAGGCGCACGUCAACGGAGACCCCGGGCCCGGGGAGCGGGAGACGGACAUCCUGGACGACGAGGUGAUGAUGACGGGCCACGACUUGCACAGCGUGGACAGCCUGGGCACGCUGUCGUCCUCCUUCCACAAGAGCAGCCAGAACUCACUUCUGUCCGACGGCUUCGGGAGUCCCGGGGCGGAGGAGCUUCAGCAGCAUCAGCAUCAGCAGCAGCAGACGCAGGUCCAGCAUCCGCCGCACCACCAACACCAGAACCAGCAGCAUAUCAUCCACCAGCACCACAACCACAACCAGGUUCACUACCCUGGGCCGGUCGUGGGGGACGACUACGAGACUAGGAGGGGCUUCCUGGCGAACCGUAGCAACUCGGUGGCGUCGGCGGCCCCCAGUGCUCUGGCGGCGGCGGCGGCGGCGGUUGCCCAGCAGCAGCAGCUCUUCAGGCAGGGCAGCUACUCGACUCACUCCUGGGUGCGGCAGCAGCAGAUGGUGGCCGCCCAGCAGUUCGGUUACGUGGGCGAGGACGCCGGAGGAGGCGGUGGAGGUGGUGGCGGAGGAGGCGGAGGAGGGGGCGACAACGGGCCGAGGUUCCUGGCAUGCAAGCCCGGGAGCAGCCCCCCCAAGCCGGUGGAGGAACCGGUCUUCCCGGGCAGGGACGCGACGGUCCAGAACCUCAGGAAGACCCUGACGACGACGACGACGAGCUCGACGGCGACGGCGACGACGGUAACGGCGCCGGUCAUCGAAGACUGUCGGCCCGCCACGAACAAUAACAACAACAACUGCUCGCGGGACGAGGAGUUCAAGUCCCUGACGGUGGACAUCGACAACUCCAUCGACCAGUUGAACCAGCUCAUCAUGGACCUGGACCCCACCUUCAUGCCCGUCUCGUCGCGCUCCGGCUCGGUCAAGAGGAACGGGGGUGUGGGGAACGCCUCGGACGCCAAGUAUUCCAACGGCAACGGCACCGAUCAGAGACUUCACAGUAAAAGCGUGACCUCCCUGCAUCACACGCAGCAGACAGCUGUGGGCCCCGGGGAGAACCAUGGAGAGGCUCUGCGGAGUGUGAGCCGCCAGGGGGGAGACGCUGCGGACCCCCCAGGGUACUGCAGCUCGGGCUGGGUCAGCUCGGAGGAGUUCAGGGGGCCCCGCACCUACUCCCCCAGCCUGCCCCCCACCCAGCAUGCCAUGCUGUACAGGAGCGACAGCGUGGACUACAGGGCCCAGGGGCCCGACAUGGACAGCGGGAUCGAGGCCGGGAGUGACAUCACCCCGCCCACUCCCUCCUUCCCCAUCUCUCCGCCCACACCUUAUGUGAAAAACAUGUCGGAGUUCACUCAGUUCAGACAGGCGUCCUACGGAGUAUACAGGCCCGAGCACGAGAUUCGUGAAUACUCGGACAGCGUCGGCCACAUCGGACUCGUCAACGAGGGGGACGCCCCCAUCAGCUGUCACAGGUUGCUUAGCAACUCCCGCUCCAACAGUAUCAGCGGGAAAAUGCAUCGGGGCGACAGCCAAUCCACGGGCCAGUCCUGGCCCGAGCACCCGGCCCUGAGCCGCCACACCUCCCUGAGCAGCUACCCCUCCGCCAAGCAGCCCCCGCAGCACAGCAUGUCGGUGGACUACGCCCAGCACUCGCCCCCCUCCCCCUCGCCCCACCCGGGCCCCAACGCCCACAGCUCGCCGCAGAGCGCCCAGCGGAGCCGCCUGGCGUGCUACGCCCUCAGCCGCGGCCCCGCCGGCCACCUCUUCGACGGCGAGCAGGACGUCCCGACCCGGACGGGCUACGGCGGCGGCGGCGGCGGCGGCGGCACCAACGGGUGCCUCGACCGCAACCUCCUGACCUCCCUGGACGGCGGCGGCGGCGGCGGCGGUGGUCACAGCGGGCUGGCCCACACGCUGCUGCAGCCGCCGCCGCCGCUGCUGCCCGAGAAGAAGCGGGCGUCGGACGGCGAGCUCUCCCUGGGCACGGCGUCGCCGGUGCCCAGCGGCUUCUCCAGCCCCCACAGCGGCAGCUCCCUGAGCAUCCCCUUCCCCAACAGCCUCCCCGACCUCUCCCUGCAGACCCAGGGCGUUGCCUCGCCCCUGCCAGAUGUGUUGUCCAGCCGGCUGGUGACGGUCAAGUUCGUGCAGGACACGUCAAAGUUCUGGUACAAGCCGGACAUCUCCAGGGACCAAGCUAUCUCUGUGCUGAAGGACCAGGAGGCAGGCUGCUUCAUCGUAAGGGACAGCCACUCCUUCAAAGGGGCCUACGGGCUGGCCAUGAAGGUGGCCACGCCCCCACCCUCCGUCCUACAGCAGAGUCGGAGAGCAGGAGGGGAUCUGUCCAAUGAGUUGGUGCGCCACUUUCUGAUCGAGUGUACACAGAAGGGCGUGAGGCUGAAGGGCUGCCCCAACGAGCCUUACUUCGGUAGUUUAACUGCGUUGGUCUGCCAGCAUUCGAUCACACCACUGGCCCUACCCUGUAAACUCAUCAUUCCUGACAGAGACCCCCUGGAAGACGUGGUGGAGAGCACCUCCAACUCGGUCACCAACUCUGCUGCAGAGCUGCUGAAACAAGGAGCAGCCUGUAACGUGUGGUUCCUGGGCUCCGUGGAGAUGGAGUCCCUGACGGGGAUCCAGGCGGUGCAGAAGGCCACCACCCGGACCCUGGCCUCCGACCCCCUGCCCACCUCCACCGUGGUCCACUUCAAGGUGUCCUCCCAGGGCAUCACCCUCACCGACAACCAGAGGAGGCUCUUCUUCAGGAGACAUUACCCUGUGAAUAUGGUCAUCUACUGUGCUCUGGACCCUCAAGACAGAAAGUGGAAAAAGGAUGGCUGUCCUGCAAAGAUCUUUGGGUUUGUGGCUCGCAAAACUGGCAACUCGAUGGACAAUGUGUGCCACCUGUUUGCUGAGCAUGACCCCGAACAGCCAGCCAGUGCCAUCGUCAACUUUGUCUCCAAGGUGAUGAUUGGCUCCCAGAAGAGUAAGUAAGCCUUCUGAUGACUGGCUGGACUAUGUAUAAAUGGUGGGAAGAAAAAGAGGAAGAGAAAAAUGAAUUCAAGCUAACGCUAUCGCUAACAGUUGAGACGGCUGGGUGUGAGCGACUGGAAAAGAUAAAAAGAUGAAUGAGUUGAGUCAACGUUUUUGGCACGAGAUAAGAGGAACAAUUGUACAGGUCCUACAUCUUCAGCCAGCACCAAUAAAAGCAGUGCCAUCUUCCAGGUAACCAAACCUUCAAUGCUAUUUUUUUUUUUUGGGCUGUAUUGUUAGGACUGAUGAGGAAAUUGAUAACACUAAAUCAAACAUUGUUAAGAAAUGUACAAAUUCAUGGUUGUUAUGCAUUUUGUUAUAAAAUGAUUUUCUUUGAUCACUUUUAACACUAUACAUGGCGACAGAGCCUGGUGGUGUUUUGAAAUGAUCAGCAUGGCAGGAGAAUGGUCUGUUAAAGUUUGACCAUAAAGGUUUCUUUUAAUUUGUAUGGUUCUAUUGAGGGUGUGAUGCUCAAACUGCAAGCUAUGUUCAAUAAGUGAUGCGUUUUAAGAAACAGCUGUACUAUGAAAUAUUACAGGUUCAUCUCAUCAGUAUCUAUGCAAUGUAUUUUCCUAUUUUAUUUAUCACGUAUCACAUGUGCUGCACACAUUUAACCCUGUCCUCAAAUGUACACAAAUGCCACAUGUCGCCAAUAACCGUGUCAGUAACUAAACUGAUUUUUAUCCGAUGAAGUUGGGUGUUAAUAGGACCACUUAUGAUACUGUCUGUGUUGUUAUGAAAUAGUUUAGCAUGUGUGUUGAAAAGAACAUAAAACCACAGGCCGUAGAGGGAACAUAAUUAAAUGCUAAUUUAUAAAUAAAGUUGAAGUAAAGUUGAUUAAAACCACACCAGUACUUUGGGUAAGACACUGCUAGUUACCUCACUUUACAGCUGUCAAAUGAGUCAUUUCUUUAGGGUUGUCAUUACCAUAGACGUAUACAUAGACAUGGGAUUGACUGCUUCGACCCGUUGGCUGUGAUGCAUCAAAGUCGCCGUCUAUUAGAGAUUGGCAAAGAUUGGCCCUUCAAGUAAACAGAGGAGCUGUGGUUUUUUUCUGGAUAAAAAGCACCAUGACGUUUAUAUUUGUCAUCGGAUUUCAAUGAGUCGUUUUAUCUAAUCAGAUUUAACCGGAUUUAUAAAUAUUUUAUCUGAAUAUUUUGUAUUUAUUUUUUACUCUACUUAGAUCAUAAUCCCUUUUAGUAAAAAAAGAAUCCAAAGUCUUGUAAUCAUUUGAGAAAUGUACACUUUAUGGUGAAUGUUAUCCAGAAAAAUGCCAGCUCCCCCUGUUAGCAUGUAUUCCCCCCAACCCUCAACCCUACCCAAUUAGGGAACUUGGUGUUUUUGUUUUUUAUUUGUUUGUUUAAAGUAUGUAUAAUAUAUAUAUAUAUAUAUAUGAAAAUAUGGCCAUAAUGUUAAUAUAACGCACGCUUUAGUGGUUCUUAGUGAAUGCCCCAGAUUACUAUAUGAUAUUCUUUAAACAUCUGUCAAUGACAUAUCCAACAUCUCUUCUCUGGAAUGAUGCUAGUUCUGAGAUAUACACCGAGGGCAAUUUAAAAGGAUAUGGAUUCUGUCAUGUUGUUGAUAAGCUCUCUAUUAUAAGCGCAUUAUUGUUUUAAUAUUGUCUGAACCCAUAUGUGCUUUCUUUAUAUAUUUUUAAAUGUAGUGCAUUUUGUAUGCGCCCCUGUCUAUAACAUGCUAUCUAAACGGAUUAUUUGUAUAUUUCAGAUAUCAGUUAUGUAAAUAAACAAAAGGGAACAUUUGUUUGGCUUUUUAAAUUUUUAAGAGAAUUUAAACGUAGCCGGUCGACAAUACUAUAAGAUAAACAUAGUUUAAUCACACAAAAUAGAAUCAUGCAGUCAGAUUACAGGUAUGUACAACUUCUUAGCCAAUAUCUUGAUCUUUCAUCAAAGCGAUUAAAUUGAAUUACAGUGAUAAACGUCAACGGUGAAGUACCAUGAGAAACCAGCAGAGGGGGGUCGAAAGUCAACUUAUUUUCUGCACUCAUCCACCAAACUCGAGUGUAUUCUAGAGAGUAUGAAAGAGAUUGUGACGUGGCUGUUUCUCUCUGAUCAAAGACGAAUAAACUCUGAAUAAACUCGCUGAUUAAAGACGCUUCAAACGAAUACAUCUCCAGCGUGUUUUUUCUAAUUUCCAUAUUGUAUAUUUCCAUCAAAUGUGCAA